Messenger RNA from Cladophialophora immunda, 1545 nucleotides. RefSeq lists its product as uncharacterized. Gene Ontology annotation, cellular component: chromatin. The annotation marks the transcript as partial. Gene Ontology annotation, molecular function: RNA polymerase II cis-regulatory region sequence-specific DNA binding; zinc ion binding; DNA-binding transcription factor activity, RNA polymerase II-specific. The transcript is spliced from 4 exons. The record is from RefSeq and is a predicted model, not a curated record. Gene Ontology annotation, biological process: DNA-templated transcription; regulation of transcription by RNA polymerase II. Lineage: Eukaryota; Fungi; Ascomycota; Eurotiomycetes; Chaetothyriales; Herpotrichiellaceae.
AUACCACCGCCCGGACUGCUACAUACGGCCGGUUACGUCAACCUCGUCUCAUCUCGCUCCGUUCCCGCUCGGUGUGGUCAUCGAUGGAUCUCAUAUGACACGACACUCGAGAGACCCAAUCCCCUGCGACCACACUUGAUCGCCAUGCUGCUCGAGAACAACCUCGUGUAGUGUGUAAUAUCCAUGUUCCCGAAGCCCAGCAUUGAGAUUACCGACCGAUCUUCGCCUAGCAAUCCUCCAGCCUAUUGGCCCAGGCGCUCCCCUAGGUAGUGGUUGACAUUUUGAAUUCUUACUUGCCGAUGACAGCCUCAAUCAUGGACCAGUCCCGUCAGUGGCAGAAACAGUUUCGGUGCCCGUCGUGUUCCAAGUCGUUUGUUCGAAAGGCCCACAUGCUCCGUCAUCAGCAGCAACAUGUCGCACAAAGACCCUUCACCUGUACUUUCUGCUCCAAAUGCUAUAAGCGAAGUGAUGUUCUUCGAGCCCAUCAGUUUCAAUGCAAAGAACGCGGCUCAGCGCCAUUACCCGAGGGGCGGCCGAAAGGCCGAAAGAGAUCUUCGUGUCUUUCCUGUGUAAAGCUGAGGACGAAAUGUGACCAAGAAACUCCCUGUACUCGCUGUCAGGAACGGGGAGAGGAAUGCAUCCGAUCGGCAUCUAGUCCCCAAAGGGCGCAAGCGGCUGCCAGGCCUAAAAGUCGAGACGCGAUCCCGAUCCAUCAUCUGCUCAAUGCUCCUGACGGCGAUGACCUGGUGCCCCGGUUCCCGAUUCGAGAUACCCCUUCACGCGCCGGGCGCGACGAGGACGAUGCGGCGAACGGAACAGAGGACUCCUCCGGUGCCUCACAUUGGAGCGAGGACUACGGAAACCCCCGCGAUGUCUUCGUUGGUGCAAUUCUAGCUGACCUGGAUUGUGUAAAUUUCGACUCUUUCUUCGGAGGCUUUGACAGCUCGACGUUUAGUUCGUAUCCCCCAAAUGCUAACAUGCCACACGUCACGAGCGGGACGGGUUUUGGUUCUCCAUCCGCCAGGGCGCUCGAACCUCGCGCCUUUGAGAUUCGACAGCUGCUGCUGGGGGUAACCACCAAGUUCGCAAUCGAGUACCCGGACAGUCCUCAGCUCGAGCACCUGGAGACAAACAUCGGACUCCUCACCCAUGUGGAAAUAGACCACUGUCUCACCCUGUUCUUUCAAAACUUUUACCGGCACUGUCCGAUUAUCCAUCGCCCAUCCUUUCGACCUGCUUUUGCCCCUAUCCCUCUCGUGUUGGGCUGUGUCGCUCUGGGGGCAAUGUACUCGGAACAGGCCAAAGUCUGUUGGAUGAAGAAUCUUCUGGACGUCAUUGAAUCAUAUAUCUUCUCGCUGCCGGAGGUGAGAGACGAGUUCUUUGGCACUCUGGGGGUUUCGGAGGCACCCGAUGAGGAUGCCGUAGAAUACCACUUUCAACUGUUUCAAGGGGCUUACCUUUUUGUCGUCGUCCAAUACUUCUCGGGGAAUCUAGCCGGCCAGAGAAGAGCGAGAAGGCAGAGGUUCCCUUCGAUUCUGAAUGUCG